AUGGACGGGCUGCGCCGCGCAUUGGCGCUGGCUGCCCUGCUGUAUCCAUCUGGUGUGGAGCUUGGGGAUCGCCGCACGCCACUGGCCGAUGACGGAGCAUCCCCGCCCGUGCCGCUCUCUGUGCCCUUCCAUUUCUACCGCCGCACCUACCACACCCUCUACGUGAAUAACAAUGGACUGCUGUCCUUUGGGGCACCCGAGACCCAGUACACGUCCGACCCAUUCCCACUGCCAGACGGCCGUGCCCUCGUGGCCCCAUUUUGGGCGGACGUGGACGUGCGGGUGGCAGGCCGGGUGCUGUACCGCCAGUCUCGUGCCCCUGGGAUCUUGGCCCGUGCCACGGCUGAUGUGGGCGCCGCCUUCCCCCACCUGCCCUUCACUGCUGCCUGGGUGUUCGUGGCCACCUGGGACCGUGUGGCCUUCUACGGGGCCACCGUCGCCAAGGUCAACACCUUCCAGGUGAUGCUGGUCAGCGACGGACAACUCUCCUUCAUCAUCCUCAACUACGGGGACAUCCAGUGGACCACGGGGGCAGGCAGCGGGGGGGACCCCCGCAGUGGCCUGGGGGGCAUCCCUGCCCAGGCUGGGUUCAACAGUGGGGGCUCACGGCUGUACUUCAGCCUGCCCGGCUCACGCACCCCGGCCAUCGCCCAUGUCGGCGCCACCAGCAAUGUGGGGCUGGCUCUCCCGAGUGGACGCCUUCUCCUUGCCCCCCGGCUGCGUCUACAACGGUGCGUCAGGGAACCCUGGCCCCCAACCCCAGCCGCCUCCCGGAUCCCCUCCAAACCUCCCCAUACCUAG
Molecule: messenger RNA, 801 nt
Organism: Alligator sinensis (Chinese alligator)
Lineage: Eukaryota; Metazoa; Chordata; Crocodylia; Alligatoridae
Product: sushi, nidogen and EGF-like domain-containing protein 1
Exons: 5
Coding region: 1-801 (266 amino acids)
Biological process (GO): cell-matrix adhesion
Source: RefSeq, a predicted model, not a curated record